Molecule: messenger RNA, 2403 nt
Organism: Penicillium soppii
Lineage: Eukaryota; Fungi; Ascomycota; Eurotiomycetes; Eurotiales; Aspergillaceae
Product: fungal specific transcription factor domain-containing protein
Exons: 2
Coding region: 1-2403 (800 amino acids)
Biological process (GO): regulation of transcription by RNA polymerase II
Cellular component (GO): chromatin
Molecular function (GO): RNA polymerase II cis-regulatory region sequence-specific DNA binding; DNA-binding transcription factor activity, RNA polymerase II-specific
Source: RefSeq, a predicted model, not a curated record
AUGCCUCGGGGUAGACCCAAGUCACAGUUGGCUCCAUGCCGAUUUUGUAACAGAGAAUUUAAACGAUUGGAACAUCUGAAGCGACAUGAGCGUACUCGAAAAGCCAUUCAAGUGCCAAUGUGGGCGAUCUUUUUCUCGGCAGUAAGAUUCACCUCAUUCCUCUUUGGGGCUGCUUUAAUCAACUAUGCUUCCAGGGAUCUUCUCAGCCGCCAUGAACGCCUACAUCAUGCCGAGGUGCCGAACACAAGAUCAAUUGACACCUUGCCAAGCCAGCCAUCCAUUGAAGACUCCAGGGAUGAGCUAGUCUUACCUGCAGACAGUGCAAUGCAUAGUAGCUCGUCCUUCUGGAAAGAAACCCUAACCAAUACCUCCGAUACAUCUGCGUUGACCGAGACCCAUUAUGAAAUGGAUUUCAGCCAGCAUGGACUGCAGUUGCCCGACGUAUCAUGGAACAAUGAUGCAUUUUCUUUCCCAGAUUUUAUACCAUCUCAAUUUCUCGAUACGGAUAUACCUCUCGGUGAUCUAUUCCAGCAAGCUCCUGUCCAAAAAGAGUCAGACAUGCCAAAUCUUGCUGGGUCGUUACUUCAAUCAGUAUCCCAUAACAAUCUGCAUGACAACAUGAACUUAAAACACCCCCCACGAUUCCCAUCUAUGGACGAUCAACUCGACAACAAUAAUCUGGACACAAGAUCUGAUAUCACAAACUGCCCUUGGGCUAUAUCACCAUCCGGCUACAAGAUAAUUGUGAACAAAAUAGCAGUUUGCAAACCCGCAUGGCUAGAUAUGUUGAUUCCAUCAAAAUGUGCUCUUGUGCGCUAUCUCGAGGGGUAUUUUCGAAAGUUUCACGACCAUCUACCGUUUCUACAUGUGGCUUCAUUCAGACCAGAUGCCGUCGCAGUUGAGCUUCUUCUCUCAAUGGCUGCAAUUGGUGCCUUUUACUGCUUUGAGCAUAGUGAAGGUUAUCGGUUGUAUAGCGUUACUCGGUCAUUGAUUGACUCUAUCUUCCAAGCUCGCCGUGAAAGUGCUGUCGAUCAACUAACAAGCCGAGCACCAAGGCCAUUGGGAGAGGGACGCAUAGCUAGCGCUAGCCAUUCGUCACAUUCUUGCUCCAGAUCUUCUUGUACUGCGCAAACCCCUCAAUCCAAUGCUCCAUCGGUUGAACAGGAAGAUUCACAGGCUCAGCUUCAACGAGCACAAUCCUUGAUUAUCAUCAUAGCUAUGGGCGCAUGGGGGGAACAGUCGCUCCUGCAAGACAGCCAGACCAUGAACAGUCAACUCGCUUCUUUGAUACGCGAACUCAGAAUUGUUAAUCCUGAUGAUGCCAGCAAUCUUGAUCUUGGGUGGCUGGAUUGGGUUUCCCAUGAACAACUACGGCGCACCUUGCUGGUGGCAUAUAUCAUCUUGAAUUUGAAUAGCAUCAUUUUAGAUGUCCCGCCCAUGAUCUUCACUCGCGAAGUUGCUAUCUGUCUACCAUCCUGUGAGGCUGAAUGGGGUGCCGUUUCGGAAGCCGGUUGGAAGCGACACCGGGAGGUCUCGGCUCUAAGAGAGCGCCCAUUCGUCCAAACUCUGAAUCAACUACUCGCUGGUCAGAGCAUAUGCGAUGAAUGGGGCGUGUCGGCCUUCUCAAAUUACGUAUUGAUUCACGGAAUCAUGCAGAAGAUAUACAUUGAGAUCCAAACACCGUUUCACUCCCAUGAAACAUCCGCUGUUCAAUCUGACCUUUUGAAAACAUUCGAGACGGCCCUCAGAUUAUGGCAGUACUCGUGGGAGACCACAUGGGAGUCUACCCUUGAUCCGUACUCGCCCAAGGGCCCUAUUGGGUUCAACGCAACUGCGUUGUUACGGUUAGCAUAUAUCCGACUCAACACCAGGAUAGGACUGUGCCACAACUUUAUGACCGGUGAUACUCUGCAUAUCAAGCAAGUCUUCUCCCGCCUCAGAGAAAUCUCUCUUUCUCGUUCUCCCUCGUUAGACCGUGCGGUUCUUCAAUGUAUUCAUGCACUCAGCAUCCCCGUGAGAGUUGGCAUUCAAAAUGUAGCUCGCACGCAGAUUUUGCAUUGGGGAAUCCAGCACUCUAUAUGUCAUCUUGAAUGUGCGUUCCUUCUCGCUUUGUGGAUGCAAACCAUUGCGGAAUCUGUUCGGAUUGAUGGUAUGGCUUCUCUGCGUGGGGAUGAACUGAAGCUGCUCACUAUGGCGAAAGGCCUAGUCAAAGAAACCCAUUUACAGAGAAGUAUAGACUACCAGGAAGAAACAGCAGCCAACAUCCGUCGCCUUGCGGCAUCGACGGCUCGGUUGUGGGCUGAGAUAUCCAGUGGAACUCACGUCUUUGAAAUUGUCCAUCGAAUCGGAGCAUCCCUGUUGGUUAUUUCUGAUGUUUUGGAGGCCGAGAGCUUUGCGCUGUAG